AUGCCGCUCGGGUUGGCGCGAGCUGCGUCAUACUGUGCUCACCGCACUGGGCCUUCCAGGUCCUCCCUGGCAUGCACGUCGUGCGCUUGCGAUGCGAUAACCUUAGCAAACAGGCUGAUUGGGCAGCACCUGCAUGCUGGCAGGGUGGAUGCUGUGCGGGAGGUGUUCGACAGAAUGCCACAGCGGGACGUCGUGUCCUGGAACUCCCUCAUGGCCGCAUAUGCCCGUUCCAGGGUGCAUGACAGUGCAGUUACUGCGUUCCUCGAGAUGAGGCGUGAGGGAUUCUGUGUGGACCACACGUCCUUCUCCACUGUGCUGUUGGCCUGCGCAGGGAUGGAGACUCUAGCUCUGGGGAGGUGCAUCCAUGGGCUUGCAACCAAGACCAGAUCUUCAUUGAACGUGUUUGUGGGGUCCUCCUUGAUCACGAUGUAUGCCAACUGUGGGGUGUUCAGCUGCCUGGAGCAGAUUGUGGAUGAUGUCGACAGUCCAAGCGUGGCCUUAUGGAAUGCUCUCAUAUCAGGCCUUGUGAUGAACCACAGGGUAGAGGAUGCUCGCAGGGUCUUCGAUCAGAUGCCAGAGCGCAAUGUUGUGUCCUGGACUGUGAUGAUCAAAGGCCUUUUUAUUGUGCAUGAGGUGGGUUGGGCAUUGGAGCUGUUUAACCUUAUGCCCGCAAAGAAUUCUGUGUCAUGGUGCGUCAUGAUUGGAGGCCUUGUCAACCACAAGCGAUUCAGAGAAGUGAUUGAACUAUUCAACACUUUGAUGAGCAGUAGGGACGCAGUGACAAAUGCAAUCCUCGUUAAGAUUGUUAAUGCUUAUGCUGGCUUGAAAAGUAUUGGAGGGGGCAGGUGUAUUCAUGGGUUUGCUGUCAAGUCUGGGUUUAUUCAUGACCACAUCAUCGAGGCAUCAUUAGUUGUAAUGUACUGUAAUUGCUUAGAUAUCGACGAGGCACAGUUGGAAUUUUAUAAAAUGGAAAGAAAGCAUGUUGGCUCAUGGAAUGCUAUCAUAUCUGGUUGUAUCCAUGCAGGCAAGAUUGAUGAGGCUAGAAAGAUUUUUUAUUCCAUGGAUGGCAAAGAUAAGAUCUCGUGGAAUUUGAUGGUCAAUGGCUAUGUCAAAUAUGGAAAAAUUCCUGACGCUAUUGAGUUGUACUCAAAGAUGCCUGAAAAGAAUUUGCAAGCAUCUACUACUUUGAUGUCUUGUUUUAUAGAAAAUGGAAUGCUUGAUAAAGCUCGGGAUGUGUUCUACAGUAUGCCUCAAGUAGAUGUGAUUUCCUGCACCACUUUACUCUUUGGAUAUGUGAAAGGAGGGUAUAUAUAUGAUGCACUGGACCUUUUCUGUAGGAUGCACAAAAGGACUGUUGUCACAUACAAUGUGAUGAUAGCUGGUUUGCUUCAUCAAGGUAAGGUUACUGAAGCUUACAAGCUCUUUGAUGAAUCUCCAACACGAGAUUUAGUGACCUGGAGCUGUUUGAUCAAUGGGCUUGCUCAAAAUGGUUUAAACAAUGAUGCACUUAAGCAGUAUAAGAAGAUGCUACUGUCAAAUAUACGGCCAAGUGAUUCCAUUCUUUCUAGCCUUAUUAGCUGUUUUUCACAUCAUUCUAUGAUUGUUCAUGGCCAGCAGUUUCACGCUUCUACUAUCAGGCUUGGGUUUGGAUCACAUUUAUUAAUUCAAAAUUCACUCAUCAGUAUAUAUUGCAAAUGUGGUGAAAUGAUUAUUGCCCAAGCCAUUUUUUAUGGCAUGGACAACAGAGAUGUAGUGACAUGGAACACAAUGAUUUGUGGAUAUGCAUUCAACAGUUUUGGUCAAAAUGCUAUUGAUACAUUUGAUAACAUGAAAAAGGCCCAAGUUGAUCCUGAUGAGAUCACAUUUCUCGGUAUACUUUCUGCAUGCAAUCACAUGAGCCUUUUGGAGGAAGGCAAACAUUUCUUCAGUAUGAUGACGUGUAAUUAUGGAAUUUUACCAAAUAAAAUGCAUUAUGCUUGCAUGGUUGAUCUGUUCGGUAGGACAGGCAUGCUUGAACAGGCUGAAGAGUUAAUGAAGUCAAUGCCAUUUAAACCAGACUUUGCAAUUUGGACUUCUCUCUUGAGCAGUUGCCGAUUGAAUGGCAAUGACAGCCAUGGCCAAUGGAUCACUUAUGCAGAAACUUGUCUGUUUGUCACCAAGCAGUGUUUGGGUGGUGAUAAUAAGAACACUAGAAGGCCUUCUAAAAUGCCAGAUGAAAUUAGGUCUGAGAUUUCAACAGUCAUAAUAGAUGAGAAAAGUGAAAGCUGGGAGCACUUUUUGAUGGUGACACUCUUCAUAAGGAAGGGUCUUACUGAGUUGGAUAAUCAUGCUUUCUUGCUUAACUGUCACUCAGUUAUCAUGAUCAUUCUUUUACGUAAUAUUUCUCAUGGAACUCCGUCAUGUCUAACAGCCCUGGGGAGAUCUCUUGAUGUCAACAACCAACAUGUGAACAAUGUCAGUAUAUUGGGUGAAUUCUUCAGAGCCCCAAUUUCAAUCCUGGGAAAGCAUGAGCUUGCCAGCAUGACACUGGCUUAUAGGACGGAGUGUGGCCAUGACAGCGUGCUGCAGUCACUCGCCACCAUUGCAGACCAACAACGCGUGGACGGCACCUGCCCUCCCAGAAUCCCCAUCCUUUGUUGCAGUGAUCCUUUUUUUCAACCAUUCUUCCUCCUGCACUCCUGCCAGAUGUUGCAGUGGGUCCCAAAGAAAAUGAUGGAGGCCAUCCCAACAAUGCAGCCUCUCCUUCCCGGCCCGGCCCAGCCCACCGGGCAAGCGCCUCCUUUUGAGUCUGAACCGUCGCUUCGAUUUCCCUUCGCUUCUCUCAUCUCUGCCUGCCUCCAGCGUCCAGGCUCCAGCAAGGAGGACGCGAUGCGACCGGCCUUCUCCGCCUCCAAGCCGUCGCCGUCCGGGAGGGAGAAGGGCAGGAGGAAGGGCGCCUCUGCGGCCGAACAGCUGCUCACCGGCCAGGCCCUCCCCCUCCGCACCCGCCUCCACGACGCUCUCGCCCUCGGCCUCACCAAGUCUGAUGGCCACGGUGCUAAAAAAUGGCAGUCUACUGAUGCUGGAGUACAGUCUCACGUGCUCAAAUCGGUGGGUGCAUUUGUCGGUUGUCUUUCAAAUGAACUGCUGAAACUCCCUCCUAUAAAGGAGUCGAUUUCAGAUAUACUUGUAGCUCUGGAAGGUAUUCUUAAGACAGAGAACAUUUCGGUUCUGAUCCAAGCAGCUGACGUGAGCUCAAAGUUUGUCUCUACCUUAGGAAAUUCUGUUCGCCAAUACUCAGUUUUGGAGAUGGUUUCGUCCCUCUCAUGCCAUUUGUCUGCGAACCAGCUACGUAUUGCUGUACCAUGUGCAACUGCACUGACCUGUAUAUUGAACAGCCUAGUUACAGCGAGAGCUUCAACUCAGGCAGAAAUUUGGGAGGCUCUGGACAAAACCAAUGCGGUUGCAAGUGUUAUUUCAGCUCUACAGAAUUACACUGAAGACGCCUACCCCCUGAACUAUCUGACGGACAUGAUAUCUCUGCUAAGAAGUAUACUGUGGAUUUGGCCUUCCUCGAGAUACCAUGUAUGGAGCAACCACAACUUGAUGGCAAAACUAGCACAUUGCUGUCUUAGCGCUGAAACAACAGUUUCUACGAAAGUUCUUAAGCUAUAUGCUGCUUUAGCUUUAUGUGGCAAUGGAGCGAUGGUCCUUCUUAAGAAUGAAGAGUUGAUCACUAAGACCGGUGACCUUAUGGGAAAAUCUCAUCCUACUGUCACUAGGAUUGAAGCAUUAAGGCUCUGCCAGGUUUUUCUGAGAUCUUCAAGGGGCUGCGAUCAGUUGAUGACUGCACAUUGUCAGCCUAUUGUUCAAGGCAUAACCAAUGCCAUGUCUGAGAUUGAUGAAAAAACAUUAGUAAGAGAGGGAUGUCAGACUGCAUUACUGGCCCUUCGUUAUUCUGGGAAUCAUCAUAGAUGCUUCUGGUUUAAUGCUAUUGAUGAAGUACUAUAUAAGAUUCUUUCUGGGAGCUACAACUCUUCACAUCACGCACAUCGGACUUUGUGCUAUGGCCAGCUGUUCAAUAUAGAUUCCAAAGACAUUAUGAAUAUAUAUCCCUAUGUAUGGGAUAUACUCGGAUAUUUAGCAGUACAUUGCGAUAAUGAGCAUCUUUCCAUAGGGAAACGACAGAAUAGUUUCUUGCAGGGACUGAUAUCAUGUGCUUGCUCAUUGGCGACGGAUUUACCUCUGAAAAACAGCCCCAUGAAAUUGUCUAAAGAGGAGCAGGAGCCAGCUUUGAGGGCAGUUCUUAUGAUGCUUCUCUCUCCUAGCCAAUUCAUUUUCUCUGAGGCAAGUUCUAAAUUUCUGGAAGCUGUUCUACCAUUAGGCAACGAAUAUAUGAACAUGCUCAUGUCAUCACUAGAAUCAAAUGUUACCAGAAAUCUUACGGCAUCUUUUGACUGUGUCAAGAUCAUGACUAACCUCAUGAACAUAGCAUGCUUGUUGAUAAGUGACAGCUUUAUUUGUUUUCACUGUAAAAGAAAGUUAGAUGUGGGGAUUGUGUGCCAUGGGUGCAGAGAUUAUUACACCGAAGGUUUGGUUGGAGUCCUCAAACAUGCCUUGUGUCAGAACAUGAGCCCAGGGCCCAAGUCUUAUAUUGCACAUAUACUGAGUUUGUUUGGCCUCUGUGGUUUUCCAAGCAAGCUAGGAGGAAAUAUGAGAAAUGUUUUGUGUGAUAAUGAGCUAGUUGAUCUGGAACUGUUGCUUGCAGAUGGUGAAUCUCUAAGUGCUCAUGCGGCUAUCCUAUCAGCAAGAUGUCCUAAAUUAUUGCCAUCUGAAAAAUCUUUUGUCCGUGAUGGGUCAGAGACUGAUGAAUUCGGCAGAAGAUCAUGCUAUCAUGUUCGAAUGUCUGAUCGUGUAGAUAGUCACGCUCUGAAGAAAAUUUUGGAAUAUGCAUACACUGGGUUGGUCACUGUAGAUGAUACCCUUGUUAAGCCUGUAAAAACACUUGCAAAGUAUUGCCACUUGAGAUCGCUGCACCUGAUGCUUCAGAAAGAGCAACCCAAAUGGCACUCAUGUCCCAUAUAUGGUCUUACUACAGCACUCGAACCAGCUAAACAUUCAUUCUCGGACAUCAUUUUGGAGGCCCAAUCUAAUGACAAAAUGGAGUGUCACCAUGGCUCAUGCCAGUUAUCAACUCCUCAUAUCCAUAGCCAUAAGAUCAUUUUGAGUGUGAGCUGCGAUUACCUUCGUGCUUUGUUUCAGUCCGGGAUGCAUGAGAGUUUUGCAGAGGUUAUCAGAGUUCCGGUCGGGUGGGAAGCAUUGAUAAUACUAGUUCAGUGGUUCUACUCAGGCGAGCUGCCUAGAGUUGCAGCUGAUUGCCGAUGGAAGACUCUGAGUACAGAAGAGAAACUAUCUAUUCUGAAAUCGUACGCAGAGCUGUCAUCCCUGGCUGACUUCUGGUUCCUGGAUGGAGUGAAGGAAGAAAGCCUUGAAGUGUUGACCUCAUGCCUGAAUUCCAGCACAAACGCCUCCCUCGAGUUCAUCGGCUUCGCAGCAAACUUGGGCCAGUGGGAACUGGUGGAGGCCGCCAUCAGCAGCGUGGCGCAUCUGUACCCCAAACUGCGAGACUCUGGUCGGUUGGAGCAGCUUGAUGAAGACGUGCUCAACAUGCUGCGGACAGAGUAUGUCAGGUAUUCACAGCACUGCAGCGCAAGCAACUGA
Miscanthus lutarioriparius is the source of this 5700-nucleotide messenger RNA. The record is from the annotation of a GenBank genome assembly. Lineage: Eukaryota; Viridiplantae; Streptophyta; Magnoliopsida; Poales; Poaceae.